Messenger RNA from Formica exsecta, 2140 nucleotides. RefSeq lists its product as uncharacterized. The coding region runs from base 503 to 2074 and encodes 523 amino acids. The record is from RefSeq and is a predicted model, not a curated record. Gene Ontology annotation, molecular function: DNA binding. Gene Ontology annotation, biological process: regulation of transcription by RNA polymerase II. Gene Ontology annotation, cellular component: nucleus; transcription regulator complex. NCBI's taxonomy places the organism in Eukaryota, Metazoa, Arthropoda, Insecta, Hymenoptera, Formicidae. The transcript has 4 exons.
CGCAGUUCGCGUAAUCCUUUACAUCGGUAGAUCCUUGGAUGCUUCGCGAUCGAAGUUACUAUUAAUAGAAGUGCGAAUCAGGAAGCAAGAUCGUAUGGAACAAGAGCUAAGAAAUCACGGCCACGAGACUCCAACCGCCGAAUUGCAGAUUGGAUGCUGGACAUUAUGCGGAUCGCCACGGCCCAUGCCGAGGUCGGCCGAAACGAGCCGAGCCAGGUCGAGUGAAGUCACGCUAACGAGCGGACGACGAGCGUGUUUGUCUGGAUGCUGCGCGACGCGGAGUCGAGAUAAAGCCCCGAGCUGAGCGGAUGCGCCUUUUCGGAGCAGCGGGUGACGAUGCGACUGCAGCCGAACGCCCAUUCAGUAGCGGACGCGGGUUAAACGCCAAGCGUCUCCAGCGUCAAGCGUCGACAGGAUCAGGAUCGGUCAGCGUCGUCGCCAACCGCCUCGUUUCCUCGCGCGUGUGUGCGCCGCGUCCUUCCCGGCUGGCCCGCGCGCGUGCAUGGACGACACGCGCGCACGAGCCGACGAGGAUAUAGCCCUGGAUUCGUGCCGCUUACGCUCGUCCGCUCGGCUCGGCAUCGCCGCGAGCACCGCCGCUGCAGCCGUUGCUGCCACUGCUGUCGCAGCGAGCACCACCACCUCCACCACUUCCUCGACCGUCGCAGCCACCUGCCGUGUCGCGAGACGCAAGAGGAAGAAGAGGAGGCGUCAACGGCUCCCUACAAGCAACGACGACGCGACCGGCGUCGCCGUCGCCACCCGCAGCAGCGUUAUCAAUACACCGAGCGGUAACGCUGCCGUAACCGUGAAGACCGCGGCCGACGCCGACGCCGACGCCGACGCCGUCGUCGUCCUCGAGCCCGACGCUGACGCUGCCAACGCAGCUACCGCGGGGCUGUCAGACUCGGUGGCGGCGCGGGUCGAUAAACCGAGAAGCCGCCACCUCGCCUCGGAGCAGCACACGGCCGCGGCCACCGGGUCAGAAGUCCAGCUACGCGUCGGAGGAAGCGGCACGCGUGCGGCGGCCGCCUCCUCCGUCGGCACCGCCGGCGUCACGCUUCUCAAUCGACGGGCCGGCAAACGCUCGCCACGGCGAUGCAACGCCGCCGGCGGCCGUAGGAGCGCGAUGACGAUGGACCUCCAGCGGCUCAUCAGCGAGGUGCACGCGAGACCAGCUAUCUGGGACCAGAAGAAUGUCAACUAUCACAAUCGCGACGUCAUAUUAAAGAUGUGGCGGGAGAUCGCGAGGGCCUGCGAGGUGUCGACUGACGUCGCCAAGUCUAAAUGGAAGCACCUGCGUGACAACUUUAGGAACGAGUUGAAAAAGACCUAUCGGGGUAAAUGCGAUGGUGGCGGCGGCACCGAGCACGACUCCAAGUGGGUCUGGUUCAAGAGUCUGUUCUUCCUUCGGGACCAAAUGAAUUCCAGAGUGAUUGGCUGCGCCUUGUCGCAGAACUGCGUCGGGACGAUCGGUAUGCGCUCCUCGCCGGAUGGCACACAGAUCGAGCCGCAGAUCGACAUCCUCGAGGGCCACGAGGAGACGCAGUUCGACGAUCUGGAUGGCGAUUCCUGCCAGUCGUUGCUGUCCAAUGACGAUGGGCUGCAUCAGGUGAUGCCGCCGCCGAAGAUGAGCAAGGUAAUCGGCCGGAAGCGGACGCUCAUGGACGCGAUCGACAAUGAUUACGGCGUGGAGGUGGAUCGAAAGCGAUACGAGUCGUUGCAGAAGAGGCUGGCGAUCGGGUCCGAGGACGAGGACGAUACCUAUCACUUCCUUAUGAGCGUUCGGAAUCCCUUGAGAAGUCUGCCGCUCGACAGGCAGAUGUUUGUUCGGCUCAAGAUCCAGGAACUGGUCUACAACGAGAUCAAUUCGCAGAAUCAGCAGCAGCAGACGACGAGCCGCGGCGUUUACGAUACGUCAUCCUCGCAGGGCCAGGAUGUGAAGCCGCCGCGAACCGGCAACGGCGGCAACGGCGUUGUCGGCGGCGACGUCAUCAACGACAUGUCGAAUACGACGCCGUUGCUGCAGAAUUGCACGCCCGAGGGCUCCAGCGACGACGCAUUCUUCGGCUGACAAGAACUCGUCGCGAUUUAAUUCGCUUAUAGAGACGUAAGGAUUAUAAUUUUAUUGAUAAAGAAU